AUGUGGGCGGAGGGGGGGCUGAGGGGCGUGGACUGGGGGGAAGAGGGCGGGCGUGGGAUGGGAGGGUGUGGGUGGGCGUGGAUGUGUUGGUAUGGGAGCAGUGUGACGCCACACCCCAAUCUCUGGAAUAUAAAAAGCAUCCCUCACCCCAUCAUCCCAUCACCCCAGUCACCUCCAGUCAAUCCCAAUCACCCCCAAUCACUUCCAGUCACCCCAAAUCACCCCACACCCCAAUCUCUGGAAUAUAAAAAGACACCUUCAAAUCAUUCUGUGUUACUGUCUCCCUGUGUCUGUGUCCCCUACCCCCCCCGUGCACCCCAGUCCCACCCCAGCUCCAGCCCCAGUCCCAACAUCACCCCUCCCACAGCCCUGCCCGCCCCGCCCCGCCCGCCUCCCCCCAUCUGUGCAGCGGGACCUAUGUGA
Portunus trituberculatus (swimming crab) is the source of this 423-nucleotide messenger RNA. Its product is annotated as vegetative cell wall protein gp1-like. Bases 1 to 423 code for a protein of 140 amino acids. The transcript has 2 exons. NCBI's taxonomy places the organism in Eukaryota, Metazoa, Arthropoda, Malacostraca, Decapoda, Portunidae. The record is from RefSeq and is a predicted model, not a curated record.